Molecule: messenger RNA, 9122 nt
Organism: Anguilla anguilla (European eel)
Lineage: Eukaryota; Metazoa; Chordata; Actinopteri; Anguilliformes; Anguillidae
Product: FERM and PDZ domain-containing protein 1-like
Exons: 18
Coding region: 970-5841 (1623 amino acids)
Cellular component (GO): cytoskeleton
Molecular function (GO): protein binding
Source: RefSeq, a predicted model, not a curated record
ACAUUUCUGCAAUGUCUGAGCUGCCAGUUACUGUUACAAUAUAUGAAUUGCCUGCAUUUUGAGAAUAUCGGCAUUGGCACAUUUUGUAAAUAAAUGUCAUGUAAUGCAGAGUGGUUCAUAACUAGGCUUAGAAUCGUAACACUGGAUUUUUAAAACAUUUUAAUUUGCAUACUGGUUACACUUAGAACAACUCACAAUGAAUCAAUUUUAAGCAGAGCAGGCUUGCCUAUUAAACUGAGCUGUAUCUUUAAAUUUCUUAAAACGGGGCAUUUACGAUAUGCUGACCAAUCGGAUUUAUGCUGACCUCACUACUUUCUUCAAGAUUACCGAAAUAUUAUAUACAUUUUGAUUUUUAAUGAACGUGAAUGAGAAAAUAACAAUACCCGUUUCGAACACACGUGCUGUUGAUCGUUUGCAUCCGUAGUAGCCUGCGUACGGCAUUGUUAGUCUCGUUCUGGCAUGGAUCUGAAGCUUGAAUAAGUUGUCUGCACUCAUUGCCAUCAACCCUCCCCGUCCCGGUUUGUGCUUCUACAGAUUUGGCAAUGUAGGAUCUAUCCUUCCCCUCUUUUGCCUCUACUACACUGGCUGGCUGUUAUAGGAUCCGAUUCCUUCAGCAACACGAGAACGGUAACUGUUCAGGAUACAGUCAUCUUUUCCCAUAUUCAAGAAAACAACAAAGGACCCCGUGCUUUGACAUGACAUCGAAUUAGAAGUUGGGAUCUUCAGACCAUGUGACACAUGUCUCCGGGGUGGCUCAGUGUGACGUGCCAUGAUUUAACGAAGUGGAUGACGAAUUGACUCUAUCUGUACCGAUACAGUCAGGGGCCGUCCUGAUUGGUCUGAAUGAGCGCGAGGGCCAACCCCCAACACUCCCUGGCCAAUCCUCAUGGGUGCACACAGCUGACAUAUGACGCAGCAAGGCGGUGCUUAUGUUGGGGCGACCUGCACUGGCAGGCUGUGCUGAGUUAAAUGGAGGAGCAGGAGAGGAGCCGGUCCCCAUCCCGAGCCAAGCGGGUGGAGCAGGUGGUGGGCCGGUGGCUUCGCCGCUCUCGGGACUCCAUCAGCAGGGAGAGGAAGUCGGCGGACGGGAAGUCGGGCGGGGCCGGCUGCUGCGGGCAGCAGAGCGUCGCCGUGCGGGUGACGGUGCAGAUCCUGCGCGACCCGCUUCUGGAGUCUCACGGGUUCAGCGUCUCCGACCGGCCCCCCCUGCAAGUGAGGGACGUGACUUCAGGCGGCCCGGCAGAUGGGAUACUGGUCCCUGGCGAUCAGCUGCUGAAGAUUAACAAUAUCGCAACAGACGACCUGUCCCCUGAGCAAGCGGCAGUGAUUAUCAGUGAGGUGCCGGACUCGGUGACCAUGACCAUCCUCAGACAAUCUUCGGGCCCGAAGUCUUCCUUCAUGACCGCGGAAAAGAGGGCACGUUUGAGGUCCAAUCCGGUGAAGGUGCGCUUUGCAGAGGAAGUGGUGGUCAACGGUCACGCUCAGGGAAACUCUCUUCUCUUCCUCCCUAAUGUAUUGAAGGUGUACCUGGAAAAUGGCCAAACAAAGGCCUUCAAGUUUGGGGCCACGACCACAGUGAAGGACAUCCUCGACACGCUGAAGGAGAAGCUGUCCAUUCGCUGCAUUGGGUACUUUGCCCUGGUCCUGGAGCAGCAGUACACUACUACCAGGCUACUGCUGCUGCACGAGGAGGAGAUAAUCCAGAAGGUUGUGCAGAAGAAGGAUUCCCAUGACUACCGCUGUCUGUUUCGAGUGAGCUUCCUGCCCCGCGAUCCGCUGGAACUGCUUCAGUGCGACCCUGUAGCCUUCGAGUACCUAUAUCUGCAGAGCGUCAGCGACGUGCUGCGGGAGCGCUUCGCCGUGGAGAUGAAGUGCAACACGGCCCUGUGCCUGGCGGCGCUGCACAUGCAGGAGAGGGUGCACAGCUGCGGCCACACGCACAAGACGUCCGUCAAGAGCAUCACGAAAGAAUGGGGCAUUGAGAACUUCAUCUCUCCAACCCUGCUGAGGAACAUGAAGGAGAAGGACCUCAGGAAAGCCAUCAGCUAUCACAUGAAGAAGACUCAGAGUCUUAUGGAGCCGAGGCAGAAGGUGCUGUCCGUAGUCCAGGCCCGACUGAACUACCUGAAGCAGCUGGGGGAUCUCAUGUCAUAUGGGGGGAAGUUCUUCACAGCCACCAUGAUGUACCAGGAGAGAGAGACUCUGGUGAACCUGCUGGUGGGGGCCAGGUACGGAAUCAGUCAGGUGGUCAACCACAAGCUGAACCUCCUGUCCCCCCUGAUGGAGUUCUGUAGCAUCAGCCGCGUGGAGCUGAUGCCUGAGUCCGAGAAGGUCAGCCUGGUCAGGAUCUAUAUACCGGACCUCAAGCCCGUCACUCUGCUGAUGGAGCCUGUAGCUGCCAAAGACCUGUCGUGCCUGGUGAGUGGCUACUGCAAGCUGGAGGCGGAGCGAGCCCAGGCCGUCUUCUUAUUGGCCAACCAACCCAGGGAGCAUCGCAUCUCAGCUGAGGAGGGUUACGGGUCUCGAGGCUGCAGCGAUUCGGACGAGUCCUCUGAGGAGGACGCCGCCGCUGACGCUUCGGAGGACUUCCUCGAAAGCGAGCCCGGGGCCGCGCCCGAGAGCGAGGCAGAGAAGCUCGAGGAAGCAGGAGGAGGAGCGGACGAGGGAGAGGAGGAGGAGGCGCAGGAGGAGGAGACCUCCACGGCGGCAUCGGCCGGGGACAGCGUGGAGGCGAAAGGAGGGGGAGGGGCCAACGAGCGGAGGAGCGAAGGGCACCUGGGCGAGGACUUGUUCCUGGAGCUGUCGGACUGGUGCCACACCGACUCUCGAGUGGACGCCAGCUUCUCCAGCGACUCCAUGGACGCCCUGACGGAGGACCCCGUCGCGCCCCGCCCCCCCGGCGGGCCGCCGGGCCGCCAGCCCGACCUCGCGGACGGGCCCGCCAGGCCGGAGCCGAAGGCGGAACCCGUCGCCCCCCGACCCGCCGACAUCGACCCGUCCCUGUGCUUCGCCGAGCUCUCCCGCAUGGUCGACUUCCUGCCCAGCCCGCCGGAAGCCAGCGAGGAAGAGGAGGAGCAGGCGCGCUCUGGCAGCCUGCUCCUGCUGCAGGGGGACCGGGCGCUCGCCUACGACAGGCACAAACCGCGGUGCCGCUACGACGUCCGCCCCAAAGCCGGCGGCCCGUCCGAACCGCCACCCGUCCGCUCGCAGAGGGCUGAAGAGUGGGACCUGCCCCAGGACCCGGGCCCGGCCCCCGUGGUCCAGCCCUCGUUUGUUUUCGGGGACAGCAGCUCGGAAGACGAGUUUUUUGACGCGCCCGACCGAUUCGCUCCGUCGGUGUCGGCGGCGGAUAGCACCUCAGAAAUGCUCCCAGAAUGCAGGGUGAGGACGGAGGGUCUGAGCGGCGGAGCGAGGGAAGAGGAGAGGACCAGCAAGAGAAGAGGAGGGCAGCAGGAGUCGGAACUGGAACCUUCCGUGAAAAAGUGCCACAAACGCCAGCCGUCCUUCCCGAGGUCGGAUCGGCCGACGGUCGGGGAGGAGGGCGCGUGCCGCUACGGCGGCAAACCCUCGGGCUCGCCGUCUCGUCCUCGCUUCACUUCCUCGAGCGGUUCGGCGAUGGAGCUCGCGGCACCGGCGCCCGCGCCGAGCCCCUGCUCUCGCUUGGCGGGUUGUCGCGGCGACGGGACGCCCGGCAAAGCACGACAGAUCCCCGCAGAAACGGCGGGCGAAGAGCGGGCCGGCGCGGCGGCGGGGUCGGCGACGGAGCGGCCCCCCGCGGCCUCCCCCUCCCUCUCGACCCCGGCCGCGGCUCCCUCCGCGGAGACGGAGAGCGGCGAGACGCGUGCCGCCGACGGGCAGGAGAGCGAGGAGAACCGCCGCGGCGCUCCCGCUGCGGUGCGACCCGCCUCCAAUCGCGUGCUUCGCGGGACCGCGGACGGUCUGCCGACCGACCGACGGCAGAGAGAGGGGGCCGUCGCGGACUCGGGGGCAGGCGCCGCCAGAGCCCCCCUCCCCGAAAAACAGGAAGCGGGCCACCUCGAAGGAAACCCGGGGCGGCGAUCUCCCUCGCGUCCCCGUCGGCCGGAGGGACCCGUGGGCGGCCUCUCUUCGACGCUACCUGCCUCGCCCCGACCUCCCCUUCUGUCGUUGCGUCCCCGUUUGUCCACGCCCAACGCCCCCAGCCCCGAGAACGACGGGAAGAGCGACAAGGAGGUCGACCAGCAGGCCGCCGCCCCUCCUCCCCCGUUCCGGUUGGACCACAGGAAGCGAAACAGCUGCUUUGCCCUGCUCCUGAGGAACGGCGUUUCGCCGAGCUACGAGAACCUCCUGCGCUCCGAAAUGGAGGCCCUCGGUGUUAAAGACGGCGGUGCCGCCGGGGGGCCUGGCGCUUCGGCCAAAGAGCCGAAGAGGGGCUUGGACCUGCAGGGCUGCUCCUCGACGCUGGGGAGCCGCCUCUCCUCCUCCAUGCUCCGGGGUAAGAUCCAGAAGCUCCCCUUUUACCUGUCCCGGUCUCAGGAGCUCCACAGCGCCCACAGGGGCAACAGUAACCCUAACGACAGCCGCAGUUCGUCAGGGUCGUCCGAGCCGAGCCUGUGCACCUCGGAGGUCACGGCGGUCGUGGACGGGGAUGCCAGAUUUGCAGCGAAGGCCGGUGAGAUUGGCAACCACUCGGAGGACCGUGCCCACCUCGGACCAGACGCUCGUUUGUCAGAGUCUAGUCUCUGCGUCAAAAACGAUGACUUGGCCGCGGUUUCCUCCUCUGCGGAUUUGAAACCGGAGACUCGGGCGCAACCGGAUCCAAGUUUCGGGUGCCAAGGGCCAGCGUCACAGUUUGAGCCGGGGGAGGGGUCAAAUACGGGGGUCAGCAACUCUUUCGCGAGGACUGCGGAAAACGGCGACCCGAAGCAAGCGUGCGGCGCCGUCCGACAGUGCGAGUCUGAGCAGCCCCUCCCCCUCCCUCAGCCCUGGCCCCACCCCUGUCCCGGCAGAAGUGCCGGUCCCGGGUGCGCCUCAGCGUCAGGCGGGGCGGAGAAGCCGGCCCACCGGGAGGCCUGCGGGUGCCGGACGGUCUACGCCAACUGCUUCAGCGGGGAGGCGGACGGGAGCGGGUUCGACGAGGAGCUGACGGUGCACGAGUUCUCCCGCAGGACGCAGGGGGCGGAGGGCGCCCCCCUGACGUCCCCGCUUCCCUCCUCUUUCUCCUCCCCCUCCUUCCCCUCUUUUCCCGCCGGCUCCCCUCUCUCGUUCCAAAGCGCGGGCGCCCUCUCUCCCUCCGCCAGCACCGAGUCGAGCCCCCUGCUGGCCUCGCCGGCCACGCCCACGGCCCCGGAGGAGGCGCUCACCCAGCUGCGGACCCGCCGCUACCGGCUGCCCGGCGGGUUCGCCUCCCUGCAGCGCGACGUGGAGGAGCUCCUGGCCCUCCUGCAGGGGCCGCCCUGGGACCGGUGGGAGUGGGACUGCCGCGACGGCCUCUUCUCCGACAGCGGGCGGCUCCUCCACGCCGAGGCGCGCCGGCUGAUGUCGGGCUGCCAGCAGGUGACCCGGGUGGGCCAGACGCCCGAGGAGACGCUGCAGUGCCUGGCCGACGGCUUCCGCGCCCUGGUGCGCCUGGCCGGCUCCUGCCUGCGCUCGCCCGGCGGGGCGGGGGGCCGCGCCCAGGCCCUGGGCGCCUUGAGAGACAUCGCCGCGGCGUACGGGGAGUUCGCCCGGGCGGCGGAGAGGGCGAGCGGGAGGGAGAGCUGCCAGGACCUCAGCGUCAAGCUCCUGGCCAGGCAGUGCACCGCCCUCACCACCUCCAUCUUCUGUCUCACGCAGCUCUACUGCACCAUCACCUCUCUAUGAUUCUGGCUUUCGCCUCUGACCUUUGACCUUUGAACCCCGGUAGCCAAUCUGUGAAACAGAGAAAGGCCAUUAUACCUCACUCAGACCACUAUGUGUUAGUUCCUCCAUUGGGGUAGGGAACUUUUGAAUCUGUUUUGUGGAGGGGCUCAUGCCCCCUCAAGCUGUAACUCAGCUGAAACACUCAAUCCACUUCCAAUUUGUUUCCAGGAUCGAGGCCUUCUAUUGACCCAAUUAGUUUGUGUGGGUAUUAUCUGGCAGGUGGGGGGCUGUGUGAUUUGUAGUUUGCAAUAAUCUGUGUUCGUGCGCAUGUGCACCCGAACCGAGGUCUGUUUUUUUCUGAAACAGCACUUUGUCGCAUCAAUAAAAUUGUGCCACUGAGUGCUAAAGGCCUUUCUUGUCUAUGGAAGCAAGUUUGGAGCCUAACUUAGACUUUUUUUUUUCUGCUUAGUGAUGUAAGCUGUCAAAGAAGUGUGCUCCCUUUAAGUUUUCCUGUUACAAUGGGGGAGGCUACACGUGCCAUGUCCAGGUUUAUUUGUAAUUGGCAAAGAAGAGAGCAGCCAUUCAUAGCCAGAAAUGAUGUGCGCCAAAACACAUGCAUGCACUGUGCCAUACCAAUACCAAAAACCUGCACAUACAUGCACUAUCAGACAAGAACUCAUUUAAGAACAGACUGAUAUGCCAAGGGACUUGUGCACAGCAAAGCAGAUGUUGCUGUCCACAAAGGCAAUUGCAUGUUCUCCCCCACACUUGAAACCAGAAUAUUUAUUUAUGAGUGUAUUAAAAUUGAAAGUAUAUUUAUUUACUUAUUUAUUUUUGCUUUCGUACACUUAUCGCUCUGUGGUUUCCGUUGCUGGGGAAACCAGCAGCUGAAGCCGAUGGUGGUCGGAGAGACUGUCCUUCGGGGCCGACGCGUCUGCCAAGCAUGGCUCUCUACCUCCCGCCUCAGACUGAACGUUGUUUGUUCUUUCGAGCGCCGGUUCGUCUCCGGAAAAAUCGCACUGCGGUGGAAAAAAUUUUCUUUUUUCUAUAUCACAGUAUUACUAAUCAUAGAUGAAGGAUAUGUAGCUAAUCUCGUUUGUAUAUACGUGAAUUUCUAAAUACAACAGGAUAUUUAUCGAAGAAAAGGGUUAUGCUGUCCUGAGUGUUUUUGAAGGGCUUUUUACACAUUCUAUUAAUUUAGUUCAUUGUCAAAGUGUUUAUGUUUUUUGUGUUAUAUUUCACUCACACCAGUAAUAAAGUUUUUUGUAGUGUAAGUAAGAUGGUCGGACAUAACGUAAAGCCAUGCUUAAUUUCCCUCAGCUUAAAGGGCAAUAUUUCUGCGAUGGCAGAUCUAGUUUCAUAAAGAGUAACAUUCUAUGGCACUGAAAGUGUUUUUUCCCCUGGUGCACUCUAAAGCCAUUGAAGUUAAUUAUGCAAAGUCACUAUGAUGCCCAGCUCCAGAACAAUGAGGUACUCUAUGGUUUUAGUGAAGAACCAUGAAUUAACAACACUAAAUAUACGGCAGGAAACACUACCUCAGUCGGUUCUUAUGUCAUCUUACUGCUGACUGUUAACAUGUCUACUGUAACUGUUGGGAGUUUAACUGUUUUCACCAAAUGACCUGUCUAUCCAUAGGAUUUACCUGAAUUAUUAUAGAGCUUACCAUUUUAGCAAGGGAAUUCAAUGUGAGAACGUAUUGAUAUACAAUGUGUGCUACAUUCAUUUGGUUUCAGUUGCCUGAAUUUCACUAUGAAAAGUUUUUACACUGCAAAAUAUCUUUUGCAAGUAUAGCUGUCAGCUGUUUCAAAAGUGCACAUUGUUCAUUAAAACCCAAUUACCUGGCAGUGUGCACCUCUUCUCAAAUAUCUUAGAUGGGAAUAUACUUGCAGUUUGAACUUUAUUUCAGACUUUAGUGCUAAUAUGCUUUUCAAAUAGCAAAAAGGCUAAAGUACAUAUGAUAGUUGAAGAUGGCAUGGUUAGGAUCAAACACUAUGCUGUCCAAAGGGACCUUUGAGCUAGCACUGUGUAUCACAAGGCGGUAAUGCACCUUAUAGUGUAAUUCAAUUCCUGAUCUAGGUAGUCCUGGCCGUGGCUAGAAGUCGAGCAUAGCUGAGCAUUACUUGCCGCAGCAUCACCCAAUGAGGGUGGGUUUCUAUAUUUAGAGUCUCUUUCACCUUAUCACUGAUUGGCAGCUCCUCCAGUCAAUCGGAAGUCAAUCCAGCCUGCUUCAGUUACACAGCACGCCAGUGCAGUUGAUGGCACAGCAGUUGGGUUGCCGAGUGAAAAGUAUCUGCAGCUCGCUGUUCAUGCUAGAGUAUGUCCAUCUAGAUCCAUAGGACCUUGCCAAGAUUGGUUGAGGCUACCAUCACAUUUAGGUUGCUGUAAAAUGUGUGCAGAUGAUGACUGAGAAAUUGAUAAACCAAGAGUGAAGUGGGCUUCCAUAUUAUUAGAUAUUUUAGCGCAAUGUCAGCCCUGAAAGAUGUUAAAUCACUCACUUUCUGAGUGUGCUAAACAUUUUCUCAUUUUCAUAGGCAUCUCUUAAUUCCAUGGGAUCUAUCGGACUUAUGCCAAAAUUGUAGCUUUGUGUAUGGUGUUUCACUGGUGUCCUGUAAAAAAAUAUUCUGUGACCGUGGCAUCAUAGUGAUUCUUUAAUGGUGUGGCAUUGAAAUCCGGCCAUCCUUUACUCAAGUGUCUCAUUCCAUGUGUUAUUUCCAUGCUUUAAAAGUAUGCACUUAUAGCGACCAGAUCCAGCAAAAAAAAUGUUUUACCUAUCCAAGUCUCAGCAAAUGUGCUAUGAAAAAAAUAGGGAAACCCUAUGAAGUUCUUGAUCAGGCCCUAGAAGUAUUGUAUUCUGUCCUGUAUAUCCAAAUAUGUUCUGGAGUACCAUUAUGACCUUUUUGUACUAAUAGUGGAGGUAUACGUGUCUUGGGUUCAAUAUGCUAACACGUGUUGCUGAUGGUGCCUUCUGUGUAAGGUGUUGUAGAAUUUUCUCUCUAGCUAUCAGAGUUUUGAGCUUUUGGAAGUAUGUUUUUUAUCUGUUUCAGGCAUGGCCACUGUUUUGAAGGGUAACAAGUCUUAAAAUCCUGGGAUAUAUGUCCAAGAAAUGUGAGAACACAGAUUUAUUGGCUCAGUUAAGCACAAUCCCAGUGAGUGGUACUAUGAAAGGGACCAGAGGAAGCACAAUGACCGCCUUGAAGCUGUCUCACGCUCACUGACCCUUUGCGGGUGGAUGGACCAGGGUAGUCUCAGGCCACAAAGGUCAUUUCAAGGAUACUUAAUGGUCAGGGUGAUACAUACUGUCU